Spodoptera litura is the source of this 765-nucleotide messenger RNA. It is a transcript of the gene mRpS18B, whose product is annotated as mitochondrial ribosomal protein S18B. Lineage: Eukaryota; Metazoa; Arthropoda; Insecta; Lepidoptera; Noctuidae. Gene Ontology annotation, biological process: mitochondrial translation. Gene Ontology annotation, cellular component: mitochondrion; ribosome. The record is from RefSeq and is a predicted model, not a curated record. Gene Ontology annotation, molecular function: structural constituent of ribosome.
UGUCAAAAUAAUCACAUCACCAGUCAUGUUCAGAAUUGUUAUUCCAAAGUUUUAGGUUAUGUGUCAAAUGUUUGGAUUUUGAGUUAGCCAAGAUUUGGAAGUCGAUAAAAAAACAACAAUUUUGAAAAACUUUAUUUGACAUAAAAUAUAUUACUAUGGCACUUUCAUUCAACGCUCGUUCAUUAUUUAGAAGACUAGUGUUGUCUGACUUUAGGACCAAUAUUCGGUUUUAUUCAGACCAAACAGAGGAGACUACUGAAGAGCAGAAAGAAGUUGAUCCAACUAAGGAUAGAACAAAAAUAAUACCCGUUGAAACUAGCAUUAAAUACAUGCAGAGUAAGGCUUAUCAGGAAGCUUAUGGAGACAAAGCCAUUUGGGUAUUGUACCGACGUAACCACAUCGGUGGUUUUGCUCCACGUAAAACCAGAAAAACUUGUGUCAGAAACGGAAUAAUAUCUACUGGUAAUCCUUGCCCUAUUUGCCGAGAUGAAUAUUUAGUUUUGGAUCACAGGAAUACAAAACUUCUGGAACAAUUUAUAUCGGAACACACUGGACAGAUAUUAGAUGCAUUUAAAACAGGUCUUUGUCAGAAGAAACACAAGGAGUUAUUGGUUGCUAUAGAGAGGGCCUGGGACCAGGGCUAUCUCACGUAUGAUGUCCCAUUCAGGGAGUAUGAUUACUCUUUAUAUAAUAAAACUGCAAAUACUGUUUAAAUACCUGUGUAAUAAUAUAUUAGCUUAAAUAAAAAUAGAACAUAUAGUUGAA